AUGGAGGAUGCUGGGCCACCCCAGGCCAGGAGGUGCUGCCCAGAGUGUCUGGGAAAGCUCUUCCCUGGCCUCUGCUUCCUCUGCUCCCUGGUGACCUACGCCCUGGUGGGAGCUGCACUCUUUUCUGCCAUCGAGGGCGGCCAGGUCCUCGGGAGAUCCACAGAUGACCAGGGGUUUGAGAUGUUCUUGGAGAAGCUCUGCAGCAUCUUGGAAUGCAACAAAACAGUUAUGGAACACAGCAAGCAGGCCCUCCGGGAGCACCUGCAGAGGGUGAAGCCCCAGUGGUUCGCAGACUGGUCCUUCCUGAGCGCGCUCUUUUUCUGCUGCACAGUGUUCAGCACCGUGGGUUACGGCCACAUCUACCCUGUGACCCGGCUCGGCAAGUACCUGUGCAUGCUCUAUGCUCUCUUCGGCAUCCCCCUGAUGUUCCUGGUUCUCACGGACACCGGUGACUUCCUGGCCACCAUCUUAUCCACGUCGUACGAUCGGUUCCGAAAACUCCCUUUCCUCACCCGCCAUCUCAACAAGUGGUGCUCCCAGCCGCUCUGCAGGGGACAGCCUGCCUCCAGGCCUGCGGAGGAGGUCAUCCCUCAGAUCGUCAUCAGUGCCGAGGAGCUCCCGGGCCCUGCACCUGGCAAGCGCCCUUCAGGCCCCAACUGCAACACGGAGCUGUUUGAGAGACUGCUCGCACGGGAGAAACAGAGCUCCCUGCAGCUGCCCGCCCAGGCCAUGGAGAGGAGCAGCUCGUGUCCUGAGCUGGUGUCGGGGAGGCUGUCGGACUCCAUCAUCAGCAACCUGGAGGAGGUGGGCCGGCAGGUGGAGCGGCUGGACGUGCCCCUCCCCGUCAUCGUCCUCGUCGUUUUUGCCUACAUCUCCUGCGCGGCUGCCAUCCUCCCCAUCUGGGAAACGGAGCUGGGUUUUGAGGAUGCCUUCUACUUCUGCUUCGUCACACUGACCACCAUCGGCUUUGGGGACACCGUCUUAGAGCACCCGAACUUCUUCCUGUUCUUCUCGAUUUAUAUCAUCAUCGGGAUGGAGAUUACGUACAUCGCUCUGAAGCUGAUGCAAAACAGGCUGAUUGACAUCUACAAGAAGCUCAUGCUCUUCUUUGCCAAUGGGAAAUUUUACCAUCUCGUGAAAAAGUGA
Tupaia belangeri chinensis (Chinese tree shrew) is the source of this 1146-nucleotide messenger RNA. It is a transcript of the gene KCNK18, whose product is annotated as potassium two pore domain channel subfamily K member 18. Gene Ontology annotation, cellular component: plasma membrane. Lineage: Eukaryota; Metazoa; Chordata; Mammalia; Scandentia; Tupaiidae. The record is from RefSeq and is a predicted model, not a curated record. The transcript has 3 exons. Gene Ontology annotation, biological process: potassium ion transmembrane transport; stabilization of membrane potential. Bases 1 to 1146 code for a protein of 381 amino acids. Gene Ontology annotation, molecular function: outward rectifier potassium channel activity; potassium ion leak channel activity.